This is a messenger RNA of Penicilliopsis zonata CBS 506.65, 857 nucleotides long. RefSeq lists its product as hypothetical. The transcript is spliced from 2 exons. NCBI's taxonomy places the organism in Eukaryota, Fungi, Ascomycota, Eurotiomycetes, Eurotiales, Aspergillaceae. The record is from RefSeq and is a predicted model, not a curated record. The coding region runs from base 129 to 659 and encodes 176 amino acids.
UGCUCGACCUCUGUCGAAGAGCUGCGGAAAAUGGCCUUUUUCACUGCGUCUGCCUGAAGAGACCCUGGCCUGGGAUUGAAGACUGGGCGCAAUUUGUGUGCAGUAGACGGACUCCCGUACGAAGUGAUAUGAAUGCAGCGAAUCUCUUGUCUACCCAAGCGCGGCUCUACCAGGAAGAAAUACGGAGUAAUGAAACAAAACCGUUAUCGGACAGGUGUCUGAGGCAUUCCCCGGAUAUGGAAAGCCACCUGUUUCCCCUCCCCCAGAACACGAAGCGGUCGGGAUUGAAAUCGAGAACACAGCGUAGGUACUCCGUACUCUGUACUCUGUACCUUGACGAUCGAGAUCUCGAUCGACUCCGACACUCUUGGAAGCACUGCAUAUGCAACUACGCCACCGAGAAGACCCGUGCGACUAAUUGGAGAAUUAUAUCCGACGCACCUGAGGGAUCGUUGCAACAGUUUCACCUUGUUUCUGUGACGAGUCGACCUGCACUAUCAGCAAACAAACAAACCAGCGUUUCUAGCCAAUUCCCACGUAAAAAAACGGGAUGUUUUCUAGCUCGGGCAAGGCACAUGUGGGAUGAGUUCAACCCAUCAAUGACCACUAAUGCUUGUCUGGUCGCGACAGACCCCGCCACUGAGAGCGAGUGUCUGUGAAGCUGUUCCUAGACGUCGGCAAGAACCGGAAGGGGAACCUUUGCAAGCGCGUUCUUAAGUUCGACUAGAAGACGACUAGCAAAUCGCGAAGAUAUUCCAAAAGCGUCAGUUUUACAAAGUACUCCGUACACACCCCAGCUGAACUCACGUCCGGGAUAACUAAGUAAUUAUAGAGGCAACGCAAUCAAUCAAUCAUCU